UGGCAUCGCCGUCUCUCGGCCCGUCCCGGCACGUCUGCGCAUGCCCAAGGCCCGCACUCAGGGCCCUGGGAAGCACCGCAUGCAAUCUGGGAAACAUAGUUCGAAGCCUGACUGCUCCGGCUGAGCCUCUUGCGCCCGAGAGGGCCAAUGGGCCACUGGUCGCGCUUCGGUGCAUCUCGGGAAAUGUAGUUUUAGCGCUGCCGGGAGCGCCAUAUGGGGACGGACGGGUGUAUGCGAUCGCCUCGCGAGGGCCAAUGGGAAGCUGCUGUUGCCGCGGUGCUUUCUGGGAAGUGUAGUUUCUGAUGAGGCCGGGAGCGGGGGGUUGUCGGGCGGAAUGUGCGACUCCAAGCGUUGGGCUGGGGGAAGGGGGAACGAGUGAGUUGGCGCAAAGCCUGCCGGGGCAUGGAGUCCCGGUGAGCUUUGUGCGCAUGUGCGAGAAAGUGAGGGGGCUUGGGGGGCCUCGCCUGGAAGAGUGAGCCAAGGAAAUGGAAAUACAGUGUAUAAAAGGUGCUGUUGUACCUUGUCCAAGGACACAUAGCUGGUAGGAGGUAGACGUGGAAUUUGCUCCAGAGCCUUUGGGCUGCUGCCGUCGCACGAAGGCCCCAUGGAGGCCGCGGCCCCGCCGGUGAAGCAGGAGGCCCAGGCCGAGGGCCUGACCCUGGACUCGCCGUGGCACCGUUUCCGCCGCUUCCACCUGGGCGACGCGCCGGGCCCGCGCGAGGCGCUGGGGCUGCUCCGCGCCCUGUGCCGGGACUGGCUGCGGCCCGAGGUGCACACCAAGGAGCAGAUGCUGGAGCUGCUGGUGCUGGAGCAGUUCCUGAACGCGCUGCCCGCGGACACGCAGGCCUGGGUGUGCAGCCGGCGGCCCCAGAGCGGCGAGGAGGCCGUGGCCCUGCUGGAGGAGCGCUGGGGACCAGCGACCUCCCCAGAACAGUCUUCAGCGACGAGGGCACCUCAGGAUAUAGCAGAAGGCUCUGGGGUUGGUGUUGGAAAGGAAGAGAGUGGGAUGAUUCCCCUAGGAGACACAGCCCCUGGGGCUGAGGUGCCAGCGUCGGGGGACUCCCAGGCCGUGCGCCCCUAUAAGCAAGAGCCUGGCAGUCCCCCAUUGGCUCCACUGGCUCCUGGCCUGCCUGCCUUCCUGGCAGCCCCGAGCGGGACCUCCUGCCCAGAGUGCGGCAAGACAUCUCUGAAGCCAGCCCACCUGCUGCGCCACCGGCAGAGCCAUUCUGGCGAGAAGCCACACGCCUGCCCCGAGUGUGGCAAGGCCUUCCGGCGCAAGGAGCACCUGCGGCGCCACCGCGGCACGCACCCCGGCGGCCCCGGGCCUGCCCUGCGCCCACUGCCUGCGCGCGAGAAGCCCCACGCGUGCUGCGAGUGUGGCAAGACCUUCUACUGGCGCGAGCACCUCGUGCGCCAUCGCAAGACGCACUCUGGCGCACGGCCUUUCGCCUGCUGGGAGUGCGGCAAGGGCUUUGGGCGCCGUGAGCACGUGCUGCGCCACCAGCGCAUCCACGGCCGGGCGGCGGCCAGUGCCAGUGUGCAGGCGCCGGCAGCGCCCGGCCCCGAGGGUGGGGGGCCCUUCCCACCCUGGCCCCUGGGAUAGUGGCCUGCACCAGGGGCCACCCCUCCCUCUUCCCUCCAGCGCUUUCUCUGCUCCCGCUCAGCCCCUCCCCUCUUUUCCUCUUGUCUGAGCUUGGCUGCCCUUGCUGCCUCUGGUUCAGUCUGUCCUGUCCCUUGUCUCACCUGCACCCUCCCUGUUCUCCCUUCCUGGUUCCUCCUCUCUCUCCACCCUGUGAAGGGUGCCUCCUUCGGAUGGUCUUCUCCCCCCGCCCCUCGCUCUUUCUAUCUCUCUCUCUCUCAGCCCAGCCUCCCUCUCCCCCUUAGCCCCUCCCUGGAGAGCUGAGAUGGAGGCCCUGGGCCCCAGCACAGAGAAGAGGAACUCAGUGAGGACAGCGGCCUGGGCCCCCUUGAUGAAGGGAGGAUGACAGAUCUUGUCCUGGUGAACCCCUCCCCCAGGGCAGGUGGGGUCAGGGGAGGGGAGGUGCGCUGGUUCUGACGCUGGAGACUGACUGUGAACUCUGGGUUUCCCUGGCCUCCCUGUGACCCAGAGACAUGAGACUGACAGACAUGCCUGCUCGUUGGGGACAACUCACCAGCAUCCAGAGAGUAAUAAAGUCACUGACCCAGUGUGUA
Molecule: messenger RNA, 2193 nt
Organism: Lemur catta (Ring-tailed lemur)
Lineage: Eukaryota; Metazoa; Chordata; Mammalia; Primates; Lemuridae
Gene: ZNF444
Product: zinc finger protein 444
Exons: 5
Coding region: 605-1603 (332 amino acids)
Biological process (GO): regulation of transcription by RNA polymerase II
Molecular function (GO): DNA-binding transcription factor activity, RNA polymerase II-specific; RNA polymerase II cis-regulatory region sequence-specific DNA binding
Source: RefSeq, a predicted model, not a curated record